CAGCGAAACAAUCGAUUCUGAGAAGCAAUGUGCAUGGCAACUUUACCAAUUUUAGGAACAGAUAAGCUUGGAAUAUAUCUUGUAAUGACGGAAUGUCCAAUGAAGCAACAAUUCGGGCGUGAUUGACGCAAUUCCGCUUAUGAAAAAUAUUGAUCUCGAGUGAAAUAACGGACAGACAUAAUAAUAAAGAGCUGACUUUCAAACUGAGCGAUGAGCUCGUCGGUAAUAACUUCAAAUUAAUCUUGUCCUUUCCGGAAAGAGCUCCUCCCUGCCGUGUCGUCAAUGGAUUCCGAGGUGGUUCAAGAUGUGGUCAUCCUGGAUCAGAGGAACGAUGACCCGCCCAAUUCGAACGACGAGUCCACAUUGCUCGAUGAAGACCAAAGCAAAAGUCGACGAUCGCGCUACUUGAAGCUCUUGGCUGUGAAACCCGUGCUCAUCAUCUACGGCAUUCAAUACUGCGUCCAAGGCUCGGUAACCACCCAGCUUUGGCUGGACAAGAUCUGCUACCACCAAGGCUACAACGAAACCGUCUGCACGGAUCUGACCAAUCCGGCAAAUGAGCAAAUCGAAGCCGAGGUCCAAAAGCGUCAAGUGACACUCUCCAUUAUCGAGAGCUAUUUAGCUCAAGUCCCAGGCAUUUUCAUCACUCUGUACUUGGGUCCGUGGUCCGAUCAAGGACGGAAGCCUCUCAUGGUUUUGCCGUUCAUUGGACACAUCAUUUCGGGAACAGUGUAUCUUCUGAAUAUCUGGCAACUCAAGACUUCCGCUCCUGAAUGGUUGUUUUUGGCGGACAUUUACGUGCUCUUUGGCGGAUAUUUGGUGCUGAAUAUCGCUUUAAAUGGAUACAUUUCCGACCUAACCCUACCCGAGGAAAGAACGACAAUAAUGGCCGUUUUAGCAGGCCUCGGAUUCAUCGUAUUCCCGUUCGCCGAGCUCAUAAGCGGGCAAUUAUAUCGAUUCGGAGGCUUCUUCUUGGUCUAUGGCGUGUCGUUGGGGUUUUCCAUCGUUGGCGUAAUCUACGUCUUUUUCAUCCCAGAGACUGUCAUGGCCAGAAGGAGUCUGGAGAAUCCAAGGAGCAAGACGAGUGCUUCAAUGGAUACUCCCAGUUCCCCUCCUUCUCUAGACGACAAAAAUGCCAUGGCUGCCCAUUUACGAACACUCAAUUUGGGCGGAAAAUUCAAGUUCAUCUUCAACCGGGGGAAUCGACUGGUUUGGCGGGCCAUCAAAAUGAUUUUUAAGCAGAGAGACGAGGGUUUGCGCCGGAUCCUGAUCUUCAUCGUGGGGAUUCGAGUGGGUGCCUCCCUGAGUAGCAAUUAUGCCAACACACUCUUGUUCACGGAGCGGGUUUUUGGUUGGGACGUGGUUCAAUACACUACCUACACUUCGGUGUUCAUGGGCCUUUUUGUGGUCAAGACAUUCGUCACCACGCCCUUUUACAGCUACCUUCUAGGCAUGCAUGACGCCAUGUUGGCCAGCAUUGGAGCGUUGGUGGGCGUGGGGACGUCUGUUGUUCAGGGUUUCUCCACUCAAGGAUGGAUGUUCUAUUAUGGCGCUGGUCUGACCGUCCUCGGUCCGAUGAUGGUCACGUCCUUGGACUCAUUGGCCAGCAAAUGUGUGGACACCAACGAGUUCGGGCAAAUGUUUACCAUCUUCCACAGUGUGACCAGUGUGGCGGGCUUACUCACCUCUUCGGCCAUGAGCUUGUUGUACCAAAAGACCGUGGAAUCUUUUCCGGGGGCAUCUUUCUUGCUCUCGGCCUCGCUUCAAGCCGUGACGACCGUGCUCUGCGUCACACUCUUUGGGGUGAUCCUACGACAUGAAAAGCGAUGGGGCCCCAUUGGCGCCACCAAGAAACAAGAUCAGGUCCCCGUCGGAGUCCACUAA
This is a messenger RNA of Tigriopus californicus, 1884 nucleotides long. RefSeq lists its product as uncharacterized. The coding region runs from base 283 to 1884 and encodes 533 amino acids. Gene Ontology annotation, biological process: transmembrane transport. Gene Ontology annotation, molecular function: transmembrane transporter activity. Gene Ontology annotation, cellular component: membrane. The record is from RefSeq and is a predicted model, not a curated record. NCBI's taxonomy places the organism in Eukaryota, Metazoa, Arthropoda, Copepoda, Harpacticoida, Harpacticidae. The transcript is spliced from 5 exons.